AUGGUUGGAUUGCGGAAUGCAAGCAACCACCUCAAAACAAAAGGCCAAGACGAGCGCAAACUACCUGACAAUCAAACCAGCAGGGAAACGGUAAACCCUGCUGGCGACAGGGAUAAAACACGAGUCAAGUGUUUCGUAUGUGGAGAGGAAGGCCAUAGAGCCAGGAAAUGCUCCAAGAUGAACAAGUCAGUUAACCCAUCACAUGCGUCGAACGAAUGCAGUCGUAGGCCACAACCAAAUUCACAACCUAAUAGGGCUCCCACUGCCCGCCUACAGGAAUGGUGUGGCACUGUGUCAGUGGCUAAAGGAAACCAUCCUAAUCCACAGUCGGAAAUUCGGGCUAAAGCUCUCAUUGAUACUGGCAGUGUUAUCUCAAUAAUCUCACUAGGUACACUCAAAAGAGCGCAGAAAGAAGGCGCAGACCUAGAUAACAUGAUAACAAUGCUAGGAGAAGUUGGUGUACACGACAUCAAAGAUGCAAUGCAGUUCCUACAACUAAUUUCUACAGAUCUGGAAGUAUUAGGAGCAAGAAAAGCCCGUGUGUACAUGCAUGUCCAAAACAAUAUGGACGAGACAAUACUGCUGGGUACAAAUGCCCUAGAGAGCCUCGGCAUACAAAUAGUUUUCGCUAAUCCUACAAGCGGUGAGAUCAAGGAAAGCUGGAGUCAUAGCUCAACGAAAGUAGCCAAAAUAAUCGAAAGAGUUGUUGUGCCACCUGGAGGUACUUCCAAUGUGAAGAUAGCAGGUCCAGUGUCGCACGGUGAGAAGAUAUUAAAGUUCAAUACCGAUCGAAUCAAUGCAGGAGUCUGUCUCAUAGAAAAAGGCACAACAGUCAUCCCAGUGACGAAUAAUAGUGAACAUCCGUGGACUCUCAAAAAAGGUGACUGUAUAGGAAAUUGGACUGAUGAAACUUGGUAUGCCCCUGACAGUCGAAUAACACAAAGUGAUAUGCUCCAAAUGCAAAAACCUGGAAAAAUAUCACACGAACAAAGGCUGGGAGAGCUGUUAACUACUCUCGCCAAAAAUAGAAAAGAGAAGGAUCAUCUGCCCGAGGAACUUGUAAAUGUCAUCCUAGAACAUAACGAGGUGUUUGCGAUCUCAGAUACCGAAUUAACCCAAACCGAUCUGGUAAAAUACGAGAUCGACAUCGGUGAACAAGCUCCUAUCAAACAGCGAACGAGGCAGAUCCCCUAUAGUCUGAGAAACAAAGUCGAAGAAAUGCUCCUCGAUCUGAAACAUAGAAAAAUCAUCGAGGAAAGUUGUUCGCCGUGGGCUUCGCCCAUCGUACUGGUAGCGAAAAAAGACGGCACAAUCCGCCUCUGCGUCGAUUAUCGCGAGGUGAAUAAGGAAACAACGACACACGUCGAUGACUGUUGCUCGAUCGACUUCCGAUGCCCUGGACAAUACAACACAUCGUUCACAGGACAAAUAUCGUGCACAUCUUCAGUGUACCUCAGUGAUAUUGUUCCGGGUGCCCCAAUCCCCCAGUUCCCCAUCCGUACCGUGUACGAGUUAGCUCGUGCGCUCACAAUAAUCCGUGCCACACACCUCAGCAAGGAAGCUAUCUGUGCGAAUUUACUUUCGCCUGAAUAUGUCGUCUUGGGAAUUAGCGAGUUAGCACUCGCCAUAGCCUUCAUGAGGAACGAGGUGCGUCCAUAUUAUGCUUGCGGUGACUAG
Molecule: messenger RNA, 1677 nt
Organism: Ostertagia ostertagi
Lineage: Eukaryota; Metazoa; Nematoda; Chromadorea; Rhabditida; Trichostrongylidae
Source: the annotation of a GenBank genome assembly